This is a messenger RNA of Alternaria incomplexa, 3639 nucleotides long. RefSeq lists its product as uncharacterized. The transcript is spliced from 2 exons. Bases 1 to 3639 code for a protein of 1212 amino acids. The record is from RefSeq and is a predicted model, not a curated record. Gene Ontology annotation, molecular function: mismatched DNA binding; ATP binding; ATP-dependent DNA damage sensor activity. NCBI's taxonomy places the organism in Eukaryota, Fungi, Ascomycota, Dothideomycetes, Pleosporales, Pleosporaceae. Gene Ontology annotation, biological process: mismatch repair. Gene Ontology annotation, cellular component: MutSalpha complex; nucleus.
AUGGUUCGUGGCGUGGAAGGCAAUGAGAUGUCGACACCUCGCGCUUCACAGAAGAAGCAGCCCGCCUCCGCGUCGCAAUCGGCCAAGGGCCAAAAGUCCAUCCUAGGGUUCUUCCAGAAGAAGUCUACCAACUCACCAAGCCCCGCGCCGUCCGAUGCCACACCAGUCAAUAAGACGCCCACAUCAAAAUUGGCAAAGAAAGCCUUCGACAAGCCGCCUGUCGCCAUCACUCCCGUACCAAGCAGCGACGCUCCCGAUUACUCGAGUCCCAUCAAACAGGAGCAUGAAUUGACAGUGGGGAGGAGCAAGGAGAACAUACUGGCCAAGCAUACAGAUGCCAUUCCCAGUAGCCCAACACGCAAGGCACGAAAGCCCGUCAACUACGCCGAGUCAGAUGACGACGACGAAGAUGUGCUGGGUCCAAUUGCAAACAAUGCAAGAGGCAGAGCUACAAAACGCCAGCGGGUCACCAUCGAAGACGAUUCAGACGACGAGUUCGGAUUAGACGCGGCCACACAGAAGGCAAUGCUCGAGGAAGACGACGACGAUGUUGAUGACUUCGUUGUCCCAGACGAUUCCGAUGAGGAAGUCGUCUCGAAGAAGCGCAAACGUUCAGCAGCACCCAAGGCUCGUACUAAAACGUCCCCAGCAUCGUCACCGCCCAUAAUCGAAGCAAAGGAUGAAGAGGAUGAUGGAGACGUCGUCAUGAAUAGCACGUCUACCGCACAACAAUGGAUCUACGAUCCAGAAAAUCCGAUGGUAUUCAAACCUCGCACAGCCGUGCAAGCGACGAAGAAGGACCCCAGCAAGAAGAUUAAAGAACGACCGAGCGCUUCUGAACCCGAGACGAGAUACUCAUGGCUCGCCCAUCAGAUGGACGCUGACCGGCAUCCCGUCGAUCAUCCCGACUACGAUCCUCGCACACUAUACAUUCCCCCAGGUGCUUGGGACAAGUUUUCUGCGUUCGAGAAGCAGUACUGGGAGAUCAAGAGCAAGUGGUGGGAUACUGUCGUCUUCUUCAAAAAGGGCAAGUUCUACGAGCUCUAUGAGAAGGAUGCUUCUAUAGGCCAUCAGCUCUUCGAUCUCAAAUUGACUGAUCGGGUCAACAUGAGGAUGGUCGGUGUACCAGAGGCUUCCUUGGACAUGUGGGCUACCCAGUUUGUAGCAGCAGGCCACAAGGUUGCUAGAGUUGACCAAAUGGAGUCGGCUCUAGGCAAGGAGAUGCGUGAACGCGACGACAAAGGCAAGACUCCAAAGAAGGCUGGCAAGGAGAACAAGGUAAUCCGAAGAGAGUUAGCUACGGUGCUCACUUCGGGUACACUUGUGGAUACGGGCAUGCUUCAGAGUGAGAUGUCGACAUACUGUAUGGCCAUCAAGGAGAUCGAUCGCGACAACCUUCCAGCCUUUGGAAUCGCGUUCGUAGAUACUGCUACUGCCCAGUUUCAGCUCUGCGAGUUCACUGACGACGUCGACAUGACCAAGUUCGAAACCCUCAUCGCUCAGAUGAGGCCAGGUGAACUACUCCUGGAGAAGUCAUGCGUCUCUGCGAAAGCCCUGCGAAUACUCAAGAAUAACACGCCACCCACAACCAUCUGGAACUAUCUUAAGCCCAACAAAGAGUUCUGGCCAGCCGACAUCACCAUCCGAGAGAUUGAGGCGAAUAACUACUUUGAGUCACCCACAGAAGAUAACAUCGAAGCAUGGCCACCGGUCCUCCGCGAAGCCCGGCAGCAAGAGCUGAUCAUGUCAUCGUUUGGUGCUCUCCUACAAUACCUGCGAACGCUGAUGAUUGAGCGCGAUCUGGUCACACUCGGAAACUUCCAGUGGUACGACCCCAUCAGGAAAGCCACGAGUCUGGUUCUCGACGGCCAGAGCUUGAUCAACCUGGAGAUUUUCGCCAACACGUUCGAUGGAUCGACCGAGGGUACUCUGUUCGCUAUGCUGAACCGUUGCAUUACCCCAUUCGGCAAGCGAUUACUGCGACAAUGGGUCUGUCAUCCUCUCGCAGAUGCGGCCAAAAUCAACGCUCGCCUAGAUGCCGUUGAUGCACUGAAUGCCGAUUCUACCAUCAUGGACAAUUUCAGUGCAUCCCUUAGCAAGUUGCCAGAUCUUGAGCGUCUCAUUUCUCGUGUGCACGCGGGCCGAUGCAGAGCGCAAGACUUCCUCAAGGUGCUGGAGGGCUUCGAGCAAAUCGAAUAUACCAUCAGCCUGUUGAAGCAGUUCAGCGAGGGUGAAGGUAUCAUUGGUCAGCUCAUCUCUUCUAUGCCUGACCUGGCUGCGUCUUUGUCUAAAUGGAGCUCAGCUUUCGAUCGAGACAUCGCACGGAAAGAAGGGCUACUCAUUCCUGAGCCUGGCAUCGAAGAAGACUUUGACAACAGCCAGGAGGAGAUCGACACCUGCAAAGCAAAUCUCGAUGUACUCUUAAAGAAGGCCCGGAAAGAGCUCGGCUCUAACGCUGUUCAAUACAACGACAUUGGCAAGGAAAUCUACCAACUAGAGGUACCCAAGAAGGUCAAAGUUCCAAACAACUGGGACCAAAUGUCGGCUACCGCCAAGGUCACUCGAUACUACACUCCCGAAUUGAGGAAGCUGGUCCGAGCACUACAAGAAGCGCAAGAGACGCAUGGUCAGAUUACACGCGAAGUUGCAACUCGCUUCUGCCAACGCUUCGAUGAGGAUUACAAGGUCUGGCUCGCGGCAGUCAAGAUCAUCGCUCAACUGGAUUGCCUGAUCAGUCUCGCAAAGGCGUCUGCUUCACUCGGAGAGCCCAGCUGUCGUCCAGUCUUCGAGGAGGGCAAUCGAACCGUCGUUGAGCUAGAAGAGCUUCGUCACCCAUGCAUGCUCAACACAGUCGACGACUUCAUUCCCAACGACAUUAGACUAGGCGGCGACUCUGCCAACAUCAGCCUACUGACUGGUGCCAACGCAGCCGGUAAAUCGACUAUCCUUCGUAUGACUUGCAUAGCUGUCAUCCUCGCACAAGUCGGUUGUUACCUACCUUGCACAUCAGCCAGGCUCACACCUGUCGACCGCAUCAUGUCCCGUCUCGGAGCCAAUGACAACAUCUUCGCAGCUCAAUCCACCUUCUUUGUCGAGCUGUCCGAAACACAGAAAAUCCUUUCCGAAGCCACGCCCCGUUCACUUGUCAUUCUCGAUGAGCUCGGUCGCGGUACAUCUUCUUAUGACGGUGUGGCCGUUGCGCAAGCCGUUCUGCACGACAUUAGUACGCGCGUUGGCUGCGUGGGUUUCUUCGCCACUCACUACCGUUCUCUAGCUAAGGAGUUCGAGUUCCACCCUGAAGUCGUGAACAAGCGGAUGCGUAUCCAUGUGGAUGACGCCUCCAAAUCCAUCACCUUCCUCUACAAACUCGAAGAGGGUGUCGCGGAGGGCAGUUUCGGUAUGCACUGUGCGGCCAUGUGCGGUAUCCCGAGCAAGGUCAUCGAGAACGCAGAGAAGGCGGCUAGAGAGUGGGAGCACACGAGUAGGCUGGGAGAGAGAAUGGAAGUCAACAAGGACGAGGGUGGUGUUUACGUGCCGCUGGGUCUACAGAGUGACGUUGCUUGGACUCUCAGGGAGGGCUUGGAGGGAGUCGGUGAUCGGGCGCUGGAUGUGCUGCUCGAAGCCAUUUCUGCGCUCUGA